Molecule: messenger RNA, 4052 nt
Organism: Poecilia reticulata (guppy)
Lineage: Eukaryota; Metazoa; Chordata; Actinopteri; Cyprinodontiformes; Poeciliidae
Gene: slc2a1b
Product: solute carrier family 2 member 1b
Biological process (GO): response to insulin; dehydroascorbic acid transport
Cellular component (GO): plasma membrane; apical plasma membrane; basolateral plasma membrane
Molecular function (GO): D-glucose transmembrane transporter activity
Source: RefSeq, a predicted model, not a curated record
CCCAUUUAGAAACUCGUCAUCUUUGCUAUAUCAACGCGUGGCUCAGCUCAUGUCUGUUUCCAUAAAGUUGAAGAGGCAGAAGGCUGCUGCAGCUGGAAGUUUUUACACAUCCACGAAACUCCGUGAGACGAAACAGAAGAAGGAGAUCUCAUUUCAAACGACGGAGGGGUGAAGGACCACACCUGAUACAAGGUUAAAAGAGAGAGAGAGAUACCACGCUGAGACAGAGAGAGACUUCUUGAAAAGUAGAGAACUCCCAAGACUCAAAGGUUUUUCAGAGGAACCGAAGUUUAAUAAAGAUGAACAAUUUCUGAACGGAGACCCGUAGGAAGGCUGUCCAUCAACUCUAACGAUAAACCGACAGACAAAGAGAAACGCCUUUGUCCCUUCGCUGCCAUGGACUCGGGAAAGCAAAUAACGUUCCCCUUGUUGAUGAGCGUUGGCACUGCGGUGAUCGGCUCCCUGCAGUUCGGAUACAACACAGGUGUCAUCAAUGCUCCACAGAAGAUAAUUGAGAAUUUCAUCAAUGAGACGUAUAGAGAACGUUACCAGGAGCCCAUCUCCGAGAGCCAGCUCACAGCAAUCUGGGCCAUUUCUGUGUCCAUCUUCUCUGUUGGAGGCAUUUUUGGUUCCUUCUCUGUUGGAUUCUUUGUCAACCGUUUGGGAAGGAGGAACUCCAUGCUCAUAGCCAACAUUUUAGCCUUCAUCGCGGCUGCUCUGAUGGGUUUUUCAAAGAUGGCCAGCUCUUGGGAAAUGCUCAUCAUUGGUCGUUUUGUAGUGGGUCUCUACUCCGGCCUCUCCACUGGUUUUGUGCCCAUGUAUGUCGGCGAAGUCUCCCCGACAGGCCUGCGAGGCGCAUUGGGCACGCUGCACCAGCUGGGAAUCGUCGUAGGCAUCCUCAUUGCACAGAUAUUCGGGUUGGAGAUGAUCAUGGGUAACGCUGAGUAUUGGCCGCUGCUGCUGAGCUUCCUCUUCAUCCCGGCUGUGAUACAGUCCAUCCUGCUGCCGCUGUGCCCAGAGAGCCCCCGUUUUCUGCUCAUCAACAAGAAUGAAGAGAACAAAGCCAAAACAAUCCUGAAGAAGCUCAGAGGGGCAACAGAUGUGAGUUCUGACAUGCAGGAGAUGAAGGAGGAAAGCCGGCAGAUGAUGAGGGAGAAAAAAGUGACCAUCCUGGAGCUUUUCCGCUCUCCGCUCUAUCGCCAGCCCAUUAUUAUCGCCAUCACCCUGCAGCUCUCCCAGCAGCUCUCUGGAAUCAAUGCUGUCUUCUAUUACUCCACACGCAUCUUUGAGAAAGCCAAAGUUCCACAGCCAGUGUAUGCCACCAUCGGAGCUGGUGUUGUUAACACUGCUUUCACUGUAGUUUCUCUGUUCGUUGUGGAGCGUGCAGGACGCAGAACUUUGCACCUGCUGGGACUGAUGGGCAUGGCCGUGUCUGCCGUGCUGAUGACCAUAGCCUUGGCUCUGCUGGAGCAACUCUAUUGGAUGUCCUAUGUGAGCAUUGUGGCCAUUUUCGCCUUUGUGGCGUUCUUUGAGAUGGGCCCCGGUCCCAUCCCCUGGUUCAUCGUGGCGGAGUUGUUCUCUCAGGGACCCAGGCCGUCGGCCAUCGCUGUAGCUGGUUUCUCCAACUGGACAUCCAACUUUAUAGUGGGACUGGGCUUCCCGUAUGUAGAGCAAGUCUGCGGCCCCUACGUGUUUGUCAUCUUUACUGUGCUGCUGCUCUUCUUCUUCAUCUUCACGUACUUCAAAGUGCCAGAGACCCGGGGCCGGACGUUUGACGACAUCGCCGCCGGCUUCCGCCAGACGGCCGGCGGUGGAGCAGAGAAGCACUCGCCGGAGGAGCUGAACAGCCUGGGAGCGGACUCUCAGCUCUGAGCGAACGACUGCAAAUGUUUCAGACAAACUCUUUUUCGCAGGCCGAGUGCGAGCUGGAAGGGUCCGCUGGUUAGAAGUAGACAGAUCUUCUGGUCGGACUAAUUUUUACUCUGUCACCACAUUUCGGACAUCGUCUCCAAUGCGACGGUUUCUACUGCUUGGCUCUUAUUGCGUAAAAUAGAUACAUAUAUAUAUAUAAAAAAAGGAUAAUAAAAAAAAGAGAGCCUCCAUAGUUGAGGUGUCCCCUGACUGUAGGGAAGAGAGGAACUGACGAGAGAUCUGGAGGAAAUAUUUUUAAAGGAAAAGACGUAUUUGCAUCACUCCACCAGCUUCUACCACCUAUUUUGUUGGUAUUUUAUACUGAUAUGUUCUUUACUGCUCCAUGUGAUAAUAAACUCAGCACAUUGAGUUUGUUAUCUGGCUAAAGAGUGCUAUAACUGUAAAAACAAGUUCACUGUGGAGAGAUUCCUGUUUUUAUCGACCAUACUGUAUUGCUGUAUCUUUUUAAGACUCCGGCGCCGUUGUGCUACUGUGUUCUUCCACCAGAUGGGGCUAUUACUUUACAAAAGGUGCCCAAUGUUCCACUCCGACAAAACAGAAUGAAGUUACUUAGUAUACAAACCGUGAUGGCAAGCAGUUGAAUGUUUCUUAAAUUAACUCCUUGUUUAGUUACUAUGUCAAAUUUUAUUCUGCUUAAAAAGACCUUUCAUACCUAAAAUGUCAUUUAAAAAAAAAAUUGAAUAUAUUUGUGUUCUUUCUUUAGUUGCUUUCACAACUAAUGACAUUAGUUUUAAGAAAAGGAACUUGAAAUACCCCAUCUCUGGAGUAAGCUGCAACAAUUUCAUUAAAUCACUCACAACCAGCUGCCAUAAAACCAAAAGAAUUGCCUCACUUAGGUUUAAGUGUCCACCUGAAUCAAUGGUGUUUCCCCAGCCGUCACUAGACGUACGCUUCAGGUCAGGCUGACCUUAUCCAGACUGAAAAGCUUCAGUUUAAAUUCUCUAAUGUCCAAGAGUUGAGAGUUUGGCGCAUUAGCCUAAAAAAACGUGUUUUUCUCUGUCUGGAGCUGCUUGCCGUUCCUCAGAGACAGAAGUAGAGUACACCAAACUGAACGAGAGGAUUUCUGUUACAAGUUCUGCUAUGUUAGUGUUUGUUACUGUUUUGCCACCAGUACUGAAUUUAGCAGAAUGUUUCUGCUUUCUUGCUAUUCUGUAGUCAUGUCUUUUACUCUGCACAGAUUUUUGUAAAACAAAACAAAACAAAACAAAAAAACCUGAAACAAACCCAGUUUGCCUUGCUGCACAAAUCGCUGUCUAUCUCUGCUGUAUCCCUUGUGAGAAACCGUGUCUUCGCUCUGAGUUUGAGAGAAAGGUUAUCGUUUUAGCAGCACUUUAUUAUUCACAAUGAGAUAGACGUUGAGGUAGAGUCUGUUACCUUUCGAUGCACAGUGUGUAUACUUUGUCACUACAGUGAGAUGGAAGAACUGCUGACAGAUUUAAAAAAAAUGUUUUUUUAAGAUGGAACGUUGUGUUUGUGUUUGUAUCUUCCGUAGCCCUUUUUCUGCACAGAUUUGAACCAAUCAUAUCACAGCAAUGAAGACAUUUAACAUCAGCAACAAAAAGAAGUUUUUAAUCAUUCGAGGACCAGCAGUCUGCUAUUUGUGUAGCAGUUCUUUCCGUAACACUGUAACAUCUCCACUCUUUGCCUUUGUGUGCCUUUCACUUAAUAUCAACAGAAAAGGUUUAUAGUAGCAGCACCAACUGAGGUCUAUUGCUGAUACUAAAACUGUUAUAAUUUCACUCUUGUAUAUACUUUAUUAAAUAUGUUUGGGCAUUGAAUUGUCGAAUGUAUAGCCUGUGAUAUUGAGUACGCAGGUUAAAGACAUGAGAUGAAGGCAACACAUAGAUCCAUACCCGUCAGAACUUUUACUUUUUAAUUUUUUUUUUUUUUUUUUUUACACUUAAAUUAUUAAUGAUGUAGAGCAGCACAUUUUUCUUAUUUUUCUGUCUGACUACAUUGUUUCCACUUUUCAAUACUGUAACUUUUAGAUUUGCAUGUGAAAUUUUUUUGUAGUGUUUAGAGGAUUGUGGAAGAAUCUUUUUGUUGGGUAAUAUGAACUGUGAUGGAUGAUGCUGUAAAAAUGGUUUAAAACUUGUUGAAUAAACAAAAUCAAACAAAAA